AUGAAAGAGCAGCCACAGCAUCGGUUCCUUUCUUUGUGCUUCGAUGCCACCGCCACCAAGGUCAGGCUAGGCUAUGCCUUCUCAGCUCACGAAUCACGAAUCCGCCGGCAAUUCUGGACGGUUGGGUUGGAAACUACAUGUGGUCUAUUCAUCUCUGACGAAGUUGGAUCUUUUCACUGUCGUCUCAUUGGCCCCCAACUUGACUAUCACUCUUCCCCCAAAACUUUCCACCCUACACAUCUUUUCCUGUAUUCGAAGUUCCACGGUUCACAGCCCCGGCUGUUUACGAAGCUUCGGAACCAGCAGGCUUCAACUCAGCUUUCGAAAUCGCACCAAUUCACAUCCCCGAACGCCAAACCUCAACCCAUCGACUGCGACAGAUUUCAUCUCAAAGUCAAGGAGAUUCGAUGUACCAAGGUGGUCACAUCUUCGUUCUUCCACGAGCCCAGCUCACGGGCCUCAAAACGACAAUUCAAAACUCCCUGCACUCCAAACCCUGCCGUUCGUGCCCCCAACUCUCGCCCCGUCGCCAUCAUCUCCAGCAAGCUGGUCAAAACGGCUGGUUCAAGAACUGGCAUGUGUCGAGUCGCCCAGUCCGUUGAUUUGAAGCCCUCCCCUCUAGCAUCUCGGUUCGCUCCCCCCCAAAAAGGGCAACAUGAAGAACACGUUGAAGCUUUAGAAUCCAAUGAAAUAUAUCUAAAGAGAGAGAGAGCCCUGACCCUGAUCCUGACCCUCCCCCUCCCUCAGCUCUGCAAUUGCCCCCAAAAACAAAAAGAGAGGAGAGAGAAAGGGAGAGAGGAAGAAAGAGCGCGGGUCUGA
Drepanopeziza brunnea f. sp. 'multigermtubi' MB_m1 is the source of this 819-nucleotide messenger RNA. The record is from RefSeq and is a predicted model, not a curated record. NCBI's taxonomy places the organism in Eukaryota, Fungi, Ascomycota, Leotiomycetes, Helotiales, Drepanopezizaceae.